Molecule: messenger RNA, 1291 nt
Organism: Lindgomyces ingoldianus
Lineage: Eukaryota; Fungi; Ascomycota; Dothideomycetes; Pleosporales; Lindgomycetaceae
Product: S-adenosyl-L-methionine-dependent methyltransferase
Exons: 4
Coding region: 54-1250 (398 amino acids)
Molecular function (GO): O-methyltransferase activity
Source: RefSeq, a predicted model, not a curated record
CCCCUCCGUUAAACUCGUCUCUCAAUACUUUCUAGCACUACUAGUCGUUGACCAUGGAUGUCUCUGCCAUUGUGAAAGCUCUCAAUGACGCUUCUGCAAAUCUUGCUUCUACGACGGAGGCUGACAAGGCUCAACUCUUUGAAGCGUGUACCAAUCUCGUCGAGGCACACCAGCCUUUCGACCAAAAACUAAUGAACUUGUUAUUCGCGCCGUUGAGAUCAAUCGCUCUCCGCCUCGCGAUUGAUAUGCGCCUCUUCGACGUAUGCGCACCAACUGCGGCAAAGGAGAAUGUGACAUUAGAGCAACUGAGUAGUGAAACAAAGUGCGAGGCACUGCUGAUUAAAAGAGUCAUGCGUGUCCUCAUUGACAUGAAGAUUUUCAACGAGAUUGGACAAGACGUCUUUCAACCCACGCCGGCUGCUGCCCUCUACCAGUAUGAUUCGCCAAUGGCCCAGAUCAUCAUCCAUUGGACCCUGCACAUGAUCCAGAUAGCCAAGCUUCCUGAUUACUUUGCUGAAAAGGGGUAUCAAAGUCCCACUGACUCCAUGGACUGCCCAUUUCAGCACGCAAUGGGAACCAAACUACAUAAUUUUGACUGGAUAGCAGCAGACCCAAAGCUCCAACAUGCCUUCAAUGUCAUGAUGUCCAUUCGAACUCAGCGUAGUAUUGAUUCUAAAUGGUUCGAAGUAUUCCCGAUCGAGCGACUAAUGGCCGAAGAACCCGCUCCAGAGGUCUUUCUGGUUGACAUUGGUGGAGGCACCGGCCACCAAACGAUCGACUUUAAAGAACACCACCCAGAAGUCCGACGCAUGAUUGUCCAGGAUAUUGCCCCGGUCAUUAACAGCAUCAAGUCUCUUCCACCGGGCAUCGAGGCUAUGGUAUCUGACUUUUUCAAGCCACAGCCGAUUAGGAGUGCCAAGGUCUACUUCCUUGCUCAUGUCCUACACGACUGGCCAGACAAACAAGCCAAAAUCAUCCUCGAGCAGGUGCGCGACGCAAUGGGGCCGGAUUCGGUUGUUCUUUUGAGCGAGACCAUCAUGCCCGAACGCGGUGCCUCGUUCAUUGCUGCGGGAAUGGACAUCACCAUGAUGGCAGCGUACGCAUCCCUCGAGCGAACUGAGAAGCAGUUUCGUGAACUCCUGAUCGAAUCAGGAUUGGAACUGGUCAAAGUCUGGAGCGAGCAGAAGUCGGAGAAGCAUGGCGCAUCGAUGCUUGGACAGUCGGUUCUUGAAGCGCGACUAAAGCGAUAGACUUACUUAUUAGCUUGUAACAUAGUUUGAAUAGAUCUCAG